GACUUUAAUUUAAUUUAGGGGAAAUUAAAAAUUAAAAUGGAGGAGAUAAUGCGGGCAUCACGGCGGCAGAGGAGCGGCGGCGGGGGGCGGAGCAGUAACUGGAGCGUGGAGGAAGUUUUUUCCGGUGGGAGGCGCAGCGGCGGAGCUGAGGAAGACGAAGAGGCUCUCCGGUGGGCGGCGCUGGAGAAGCUGCCGACGUACGACCGGCUCCGGCGGACUGUCCUGAAAUCGUUCGUGGAAACGCCGAAUCGCGGGAAUGUUAAGGUUGUCCACAAAGAAGUCGAUGUACGGAAGCUGGAUGUAAACGAACGGCAGGAAUUCAUCGACAGAUUCUUCCGCGUCGCCGAGGAGGACAACGAGAAGUUCCUCACCAAGCUCAGGAACAGAAUCGACAAGGUUGGAAUUACGCUUCCGACGGUGGAGGUGAGGUUCGAGGGGCUGACGGUGGAGGCGGAGUGCUUCGUCGGCGACAGGGCGCUGCCGACGCUGGCCAACGCCGCCCGGAACAUCGGCGAGACGGCGCUGGGCUGGUUCGGAAUUAGGCUCGCUCAGAAAACGAACCUCACCAUUCUUAAAGACAUCUCAGGCAUCAUCAAACCCUCCAGGAUGACCCUUUUGUUGGGGCCGCCGUCGUCGGGGAAGACGACUCUUUUGCUGGCCUUGGCAGGAAAAUUAGAUCCUACUUUAAGGACAAGGGGAGAAAUAACGUACAACGGACACAUGCUGGAUGAAUUUGUGGCACAAAAAACGUCUGCAUACAUUAGCCAAAACGAUGUUCAUGUAGGAGAGAUGACCGUUAAAGAAACACUCGAUUUCUCUGCCAGGUGUCAAGGGGUUGGAUCAAGAUACGAUCUGUUGAGUGAGCUUGCAAGAAGGGAAAGGGAAGCUGGAAUUUUUCCAGAGGCUGAAGUUGAUCUUUUCAUGAAGGCAACUGCUAUGGAGGGAGUAGAAAGUAGUCUUAUUACAGACUACACUCUUAAGAUAUUGGGGCUGGAUGUUUGCAGAGACACAAUUGUUGGAGAUGAAAUGAUAAGAGGAAUUUCAGGAGGCCAAAAGAAGCGUGUCACAACAGGAGAAAUGAUCGUCGGCCCGACAAAAACACUAUUCAUGGACGAGAUAUCGACGGGCCUCGACAGCUCGACGACCUUUCAGAUCGUCAAAUGCUUGCAACAAAUAGUGAACCUUACUGAGGCCACGAUUUUCAUGUCCCUCCUACAACCAGCCCCGGAGACAUUCGAUCUCUUUGACGACAUCAUUUUAUUAUCCGAAGGCCAGAUCGUCUACCAGGGCCCGAGACAAAACGUCGUCGAGUUUUUCGAAAGCUGCGGCUUCAGAUGUCCUGAGAGAAAAGGAACUGCUGAUUUCUUACAAGAAGUGACGUCGAGAAAAGAUCAAGAACAAUACUGGUCGGACAGAAGCAAGCCGUAUCGAUACAUACCGGUCAGCGAAUUCGCGAGGCGAUUCAAGCGAUUCCACGUAGGGUUACGUCUCGAAAACGAGCUUUCGAUACCUUACGACAAAAGUCGAAGCCACCAAGCGGCGCUGGUGUUCGAAAAGUACACCGUCCCAAAAAUGGAGCUCCUGAAGGCGAACUUCGACAAGGAAUGGCUGUUGAUCAAACGAAACUCGUUCGUCUACGUGUUCAAGACCGUGCAGAUAUUCAUCGUUGCUGUCAUCACGUCGACUCUGUUCUUGCGGACUCACAUGCGCAGCCGCAACGAACAAGACGGCGCGGUGUUCGUUGGCGCGCUUUUGUUCAGCAUAAUCUGCAAUACCUUCAACGGGUUCGCCGAGCUUGCCCUCACGAUACAACGACUUCCCGUCUUCUACAAACAACGGGACCUUCUUUUCCAUCCGCCGUGGGCUUUUACGCUGCCGACGUUUCUGCUGAGAAUUCCGAUCUCGAUCUUCGAAGCGAUCGUUUGGAUGGUCACGACGUACUACACGAUUGGAUUCGCCCCCGAACCUAGCCGAUUCUUCAAGCAACUGCUGCUGAUCUUUGUCAUCCAGCAAAUGGCUGCGGGGAUCUUCCGGCUCACCGCGGGAAUAUGCCGAACGAUGAUUAUUGCAAACACCGGCGGUGCGCUUACGCUGCUGCUCGUGUUCCUCUUGGGCGGCUUCAUCCUGCCUAGAGACAAGAUCCCGGACUGGUGGGGGUGGGGGUUUUGGGUGUCGCCGUUGAGCUACGGGUACUACGCCGUUGCAGAAAACGAGAUGUUCUCGCCAAGAUGGAUGAACAAAUUGGCCUCAGACAAUGCUACAAGAUUAGGGGUGGCUGUUUUGAACAACUUCAACAUUUUCGUCGACAGAAACUGGUAUUGGAUCGGGGUGGGCGCUCUUACGGGGUUCAUACUACUCUUCAAUGUUCUUUUCACUCUAUCGCUCAUGUAUCUAAAUCCUCUUGGAAAGCCACAAGCAAUCAUAUCUAAAGAGGAAGCACGAAAAAUGGAAUCGGAGCAAGAAGGUACGGAUGAAUCGCCGAGACUUAGAACAGCAAAGUCGAAGAAAGAUUCCUUUCAUCGAUCCCUGUCUUUGACCGACGGAAACAACUCAAUGGAAAUGGUAACGCAACGUAUGAGCAGUCUUUCGAACGUCUACGGCCUAAGUAGAAACGACAACUCGACUCUCGGGACAGAGAGAGCAGUUGCGCCGAAGAGAGGAAUGGUUCUUCCAUUCACUCCUUUAGCCAUGUCUUUCGACAGCGUAAACUACCUCGUGGACAUGCCACCGGAAAUGAAAGAACAAGGUGUGACAGAGGAUAAGCUUCAGCUACUUAGGGAAGUGACGGGCGCAUUUAGGCCGGGAAUUUUAACUGCGCUGAUGGGAAUCAGCGGAGCAGGUAAAACUACGCUAAUGGAUGUUUUAGCCGGGCGAAAAACGGGUGGAUAUAUUGAAGGGGAUAUUAGAAUCUCUGGAUUUCCGAAAAAUCAAGAAACUUUCGCAAGAAUUUCUGGAUACUGUGAACAAAAUGAUAUUCACUCACCUCAAGUAACCGUGCGCGAAUCUUUGAUUUACUCCGCGUUCCUUCGGCUACCUAAAGAAGUUAACAAAGAACAGAAGAUGGCUUUUGUUGAUGAAGUGAUGGAGCUCGUCGAACUAGACAAUCUCAAGGACGCCAUUGUUGGGAUUCCGGGAGUUACUGGAUUGUCGACAGAGCAGAGGAAGAGAUUGACUAUAGCAGUUGAACUUGUCGCCAAUCCUUCGAUUAUUUUCAUGGAUGAGCCAACUUCUGGUCUUGACGCAAGAGCAGCAGCUAUUGUGAUGAGGACAGUGAGGAAUACGGUUGACACGGGGAGAACUGUGGUUUGCACGAUUCAUCAGCCGAGCAUCGAUAUAUUUGAAGCUUUUGAUGAGUUACUUCUAAUGAAAAGAGGAGGGCAAGUGAUCUACACGGGACCAUUAGGCCGCCACUCGCACAAAAUCAUAGAAUAUUUCGAGGCGAUUCCCGGAAUACCAAAAAUCAAAGAGAAAUACAAUCCGGCGACAUGGAUGCUUGAAGUUAGCUCGAUGGCGACAGAAGCUAGGCUCGGAAUGGACUUCGCGGAAUACUACAAGACAACAGAGCUGUAUAAGCGAAACAAAGAUCUGGUAAACGAGCUGAGCACGCCGGCUCCAGGAACAAAAGACCUGUUCUUCAACACACAAUACUCGCAAUCGACGUGGGGACAAUUUAAGUACUGUCUCUGGAAACAAUGGUGGACUUACUGGAGAAGUCCGGAUUAUAAUCUUGUCCGAUACUUCUUCACCUUGGCGUGUGCGCUUCUUGUCGGGACAAUAUUCUGGAGAGUCGGCACGAAAAAGAGCACAGAUACAGAUCUUUUGACGAUCAUAGGAGCCAUGUAUGCUGCCGUGUUGUUCGUCGGAAUCAACAACUGUUCGACGGUGCAGCCAGUCGUAGCAGUCGAAAGAACCGUGUUUUACAGGGAAAGAGCUGCGGGGAUGUAUUCUGCGCUGCCGUAUGCCAUGGCACAGGUCGUCGUAGAAAUACCAUACGUGCUAAUUCAGGCGACAUACUACACUCUAAUAGUGUACGCCAUGGUUAGCUUCGAAUGGACAGCUUCCAAGUUCUUCUGGUUCUUCUUCGUCACAUUCUUCUCCUUCCUCUACUUCACAUACUACGGAAUGAUGACUGUUUCCAUCACGCCGAACCACCAAGUAGCCGCGAUUUUCGCAGCAGCCUUUUAUGCACUUUUCAAUCUCUUCUCCGGCUUCUUCAUCCCCCGACCGCAAAUUCCGAAAUGGUGGGUGUGGUACUACUGGAUAUGCCCCGUGGCGUGGACAGUAUACGGGCUGAUCAUCGGGCAGUAUGGAGAUGCACAGAAUACCAUCACAGUAGCCGGAAUGUCGACACAGCCGACAAUCCAGAAAUAUAUUCAAGACCACUUUGGAUAUGAUCCCGACUUCAAGGGCCCGGUCGCGGCAGUCUUGAUCGGAUUCGCAGUCUUCUUCGCCUUCAUGUAUGCUUACUGCAUCAAGACAUUGAAUUUUCAGAUGAGGUAAGAAAAUGUGUGUAUGCAAGAUUCUUCCUGCAAUCUGUACAGAUGUUUUGAAGCGUUCUACACCAUGAAAACUAUAGAGAUCAUGUCCUCUGAUCUUGUCUGUCUACAAAAACUUUGCAUUAAUCAGAUGUUAAUUUUACUUCCUA
This is a messenger RNA of Andrographis paniculata, 4645 nucleotides long. Its product is annotated as ABC transporter G family member 35-like. Bases 37 to 4500 code for a protein of 1487 amino acids. The record is from RefSeq and is a predicted model, not a curated record. The transcript has 22 exons. Gene Ontology annotation, molecular function: ATP hydrolysis activity; ATP binding; ABC-type transporter activity. Gene Ontology annotation, cellular component: membrane. NCBI's taxonomy places the organism in Eukaryota, Viridiplantae, Streptophyta, Magnoliopsida, Lamiales, Acanthaceae.